Messenger RNA from Maniola jurtina (meadow brown), 1621 nucleotides. Its product is annotated as neurofilament medium polypeptide-like. NCBI's taxonomy places the organism in Eukaryota, Metazoa, Arthropoda, Insecta, Lepidoptera, Nymphalidae. Bases 148 to 1359 code for a protein of 403 amino acids. The transcript is spliced from 2 exons. The record is from RefSeq and is a predicted model, not a curated record.
CAUUGUCACACAAGCACCAAUAGAUUGCCGGCCGUCCCAACGUACGCACAUAAGAGAAAUAUAUAUACAUAUAUUUUUUAAUUUAGUGUCAGUGAUUUGAAGGCUAACGGUUCAUCUUUAAUUGACACGGAAUCCGAAAAAAUUAGGAUGAAGGUCUUACUACUUUGCAUGGCCUUUGCGGCUGUGAGUUUAGCCAUGCCGGUCGCUGAGGAGAAGCAAGAAGUACCAGUCGCACCUCCGUCUAUUCCUGAAAUUAACAUUGAUGAAGCAAAGGCACCGAGUGAAGUGAAAACUGCUCUCGUAGAAGAAAAACAGCCUGAACUAGAAACGGAGACUAAGCCUGAGGAAAAACCUUUAGAAGCAGCCGCAAAGAGUCCAUUAGCACCUGUGGAUGCAGCUCCGGAAACAGAGUCUGCGGCUAAAAUUGAACCUAUACCUGAAGUGAAAAAGGAGGAUAUUCCUGAGAUUAAGGCCGCAGCGCCUGAGGCUCCUCUAAAGCCCGAAGUAGCCGAACCAGCUGUAGCCAAGCCUGAAGCAAAGAGUGACCUACCUGAGUCUAAACCAGUAAUAGAAGAAUCCAAAUCUGAAGAAACUCAGGCUAAAGUUGAAGAGAUCAUCCAUGAGCAGCCAUCAGCAAAAUCAGCUAUUCCCGAUGGAGCUAUUGAUAUAGUAAGUGCCGUUAAAGUUCCUGCAGCAGUUGCCGAUGACGUUGUAGAUGCUGCAGCUAUCAACCCUGUGAUCGCCACUAAGAGUGCGGACCCGGAAGAAAUUAAGGCUGAGGCUCCUGCUCCUGAAUUAGAUGUUAAACCCAUCCAACCCGAAGAAAGCAAACCUGCAGAGGCCAAGACCGAAGAGAAACCCGCUGAAGUUGCUGAAUCUUCAGAUGCCUCCGCUUCAGCAAAAUCUGCGAUUGAAUCUGAAACACGAGUCGUUCGCGACGCUGCUGAAGAGAAGAAGGAAGCAGAGGUGCCAAAGAUUGAAGCUAAGACUAUCGCAGAGCCGAUUAAAGAUGAGGUAAAACCUGAAGUACAAAACAUUGAACCCAAAUCUGCGAAACCUGAGGAAGUUCAAAUCGAAAGUGACAAGAAGCCAGAAUCACCUAAAAAAGACGUUUCAAACGAAUCUGCUGUUAAACCAGCCAUUGAGAAAGAAAUAAAAGAGGUAGCAGCACCCGUCCAGCCUGCAGAGAUUAUUCCGAGCAAACCUGCAGUUCAAUCGAAGGAGCCAACUUUAAAUGACCAACCCGCAAAAGAUAAAAAGGACAAAGACAACAAGAGCUCCGAGGAGAGCGGGGAAAGCGGGGAGAAGGACAAGGAUUCUUCAGAAGAGAGCGUAGAAUCAAAGGAAUCUAAGUCUUAAGUUAGUUAAUGUUAGGUUGUCCGGCGGUCGGCGUGGGUCGACUUGACCUCGACACGCGCCGGCCGCCCGCUGCAGCGCUGUGAGUGUGACGCAUCUCGCGCGAAGAGCGGCUCGACCGGCCGUCCCGCGUGAAUAUCUGACUAUUCACUAGUUCUAGAGACUAAUUUAAAUAGUGGAUCACCUACGUUGUAAUUAUUAUUUUCAAAGUAAAUUAUCGAAUUCGCGGUACUAUAAGUAAUAAAUAAAUAGUUUUUAUAAUAAA